AUGGCUCGGCGACGCAGGUCACCAGGACUGCAGUCCUCUCUGGGCUGCCUCCUCUUGUUGGCCUCGACAGCAUCAGCGCUAUCGCUGUCUAACUUCCAGCUCAUUGCGUCCUCCUCGGUACCGCUUGGCUGUAUAUUGGCCUACAACCAACCCCUCGAGGAGUGCUCCGCGUCCGACUUUGCGGGUGGAAAUCAGUGCUCCAGGAGCUGCCAGAGGAGUAUCCUCAAGACUCAGCGCACAUUGCAGGGCGUCUGUGUCGAUGUCAGCGCCCCGACGAAUACGGUCUUGGGACAGGCGCUUAAGGGAAACCUGCUCAACGUACUCUGCGGUGGCAAUGGGGACGAGUCGAACCCCAAGCCAGGCCGCCCAUCGGCUACCUCUACAGUCGCUGCGCCCCCGUCUUCCACUGCAUCCAAUGGCGGAAGGACCAGGUCGACGUCGGCCUCUUCGAGCUCGCAAGCAGAUGCCAUCUCGUCCACAAUUGACAUAUCCUCUUCCACCACAACGCUAUCACAGCCCUCGCAGAGCAGUCCCGCACCAGCCCAGACGACUUCGCCAUCACCUCAACGGCCAACGGAUACUACCGGUGCGCAGCAGACCAGGAGACCGUCACCAUCACAACCCAGGCCGAACAGGGAAACGUCGGGAAGCAGCCCCUUUGAGGCGGCUGCCCAGACGGAUGCCGCGCCAGAACUCACAGUACAUUGGAGACAGGCAGUGUUCAUGGCUCUAUCAGUAGGAAUUCUACUGGCAAGGUAG
This is a messenger RNA of Thyridium curvatum, 759 nucleotides long. RefSeq lists its product as uncharacterized. The record is from RefSeq and is a predicted model, not a curated record. Lineage: Eukaryota; Fungi; Ascomycota; Sordariomycetes; Thyridiales; Thyridiaceae. Bases 1 to 759 code for a protein of 252 amino acids. The transcript has a single exon.